Molecule: messenger RNA, 583 nt
Organism: Cimex lectularius (bed bug)
Lineage: Eukaryota; Metazoa; Arthropoda; Insecta; Hemiptera; Cimicidae
Gene: RpL27A
Product: 60S ribosomal protein L27a
Exons: 4
Coding region: 108-554 (148 amino acids)
Biological process (GO): translation
Cellular component (GO): cytosolic large ribosomal subunit; ribosome
Molecular function (GO): structural constituent of ribosome
Source: RefSeq, a predicted model, not a curated record
UCAACUCUGGAACCCUGGUGAGCCUCUUGCUAAAUAAAAAAUCCUUCAUUACUUUUUUUUAACGUGGUUCAGAUCCACGUUUCCCGUACAUAUUAUAUUAUUGAAAAAUGUCGACUCAUAAAAAGAAGACUAGGAAGCUGAGAGGGCACGUGAGCCACGGGCACGGACGUGUUGGUAAACAUAGGAAGCAUCCUGGAGGCCGAGGAAACGCUGGUGGCAUGCACCACCACAGGAUCAACUUCGACAAGUACCAUCCUGGGUAUUUUGGUAAACUGGGUAUGAGGAAUUACCAUUUGAGAAGGAACCAAAAGUUCUGCCCUGUUAUCAACCUUGACAAGCUUUGGACUCUUGUCCCACCAGAAACCAAGGAAAAGUUCAAGAACCAUCCACAAAAGAAAGCUCCCGUCAUUGACUGUGUCCAUGCUGGUUACUACAAAGUUCUUGGCAAAGGAUACCUUCCUAAACAACCUGUAAUAGUUAAGGCUAAAUUUUUUUCUAAGGGCGCUGAGGAGAAAAUUAAAGCAGUCGGUGGAGCUUGUGUUUUAUCUGCUUAGAUAAAUAAAAGUUUUUAUUAAGAUUUUUA